AUGGAUGAAAAUACAAAAAUCGAAACUUUCUUGGGUUCUUUUAUAAGUAACGGCAAUGCUACUCAAGAAGAAGCAGAUAAAGUACUUAAAAUAUUUAAUCAACAUUGGAUUCGCAGAUUAAAGGAUUGUAAGGUGUUUGACAUAAAAUCUUUAGAAGAAAAAGGCAUUCCUGCGUUGAAUCUGGUAAGUGAAACAUCAUAUGAGAGAAUGUUUGAUACUCAAUAUAAGGAAAUAGUUGGAGUAGUUGGAGGCCCAGUGUCUCUCUCUGAUCCAGGCUGCAUACAGAGGUUAAGGGAACAGUUUGGUUAUACCCCAAGAUUAGGAGGAAUUGGUGGCACAACUUAUCGAGAGGAAGCAUUUACAAACUUUGAAGGUGUUGAUGUGAAUAGUAACUUGACUUGCAAGAGGUUGGCAACUGUAACAAAGUUACACAAUCACCUUCAGAAUGCAAGAUUUUUGCUUGUGCGCUCACCCCCAAUGUCUGGAAAGACAUCACUUGCACAACUCUAUGAGAACUAUUUACUCAAUACACAUAAUGCACUGCGUAUAUUUCGGAUGUCACUUGUAUGGUUGAGGAAGGAGGGAUCAGACUGGGAUUUUGCACAGCAAUUCAAGGAUUAUAUGGGAGGCUUGUCAUGGGAUACCUUUGUCCGUGAGUGUGACAAAGUACAAACAAUACUGAUCAUAGAUGAAAUUCAGGGGUUAUACAAACCAGAAGGUGUAUCAGCCUGUCUAUUUGGUGGUGACAAGUUUUGGGACACUGUCAAGAGAGUUCUACAGGGUGGUGGUCUCCAUAUUGUUGCUUUUGCAUCAUAUGGAUAUCGGGGAGCAUAUAGUGGACCAGGCUAUCUUAAAACUAUAUCUCCUUUUGACUUAGAUGAAAUUAAUACUUGGAAUUUUGAAGAUGUUCGGUAUUCUGAACAAGAGUAUGCAGAUUUCUUUGAUGUUUUUUGUCACUCCAAUCUGAAACUGCUUCCUGAAAGGGAUGUCCCUCGACUUGCCAACUAUGUGAAAGAAGCAACCAAGUGCCAUCCUGGGCUUGUCUCUUUUGUCCUGAAUGAUAUUGUUUUACAAUUUCAACAGCAGCUAAAGCAGGGUGUGGUGCCAUUGACAUUUGAGAAAAUAUUCAAAUUUUUUCAAACAGAUGAUUUCUAUCAAGGUGUUAAGCGAACACGUGCAUGUCAAGAAGUCAUAGUGACAUCUGAAGAAGAACAACAACUUAUUGACAAAGUCUUGUUCCAACCUGGUGGUAUUGACACUCGCAGUGCAGUUGCAGACUGUCUGAUCAAAACAAAUGUCCUUUCAGACUUUCGCCAAGAAUAUUAUUUGAGAAACAGGAAACUUGACUUCACAUCACCACUAGUCCGUGUAGCUUAUCUUCAGGAACGUCUUGGAUCUAGAACCCAUGUACACACUUUACCAAAUUCUUUUGAAGAUUUUAUCAAGAAGGUGUUUGAAUUAAUGAGCCCAGAGACUUUCAAGAAAACCCUUUGUGUGGGUAAUGAUGGUCAACUGCUGGAGAGAGCAUGGCAAAUGGAGUUUUACCAUGCAGCAAGACAACUGCUUCCAAAAAAUGUACAUAUCUCUCCAGAUGUUGGUGCUGUUUUUGCUUCAGAGGGUUGGGUGGACUUCUACAUUGAUGAUAAACAUGAUUGGAUGAUAGAGCUAGUUCGAGAUGGUGAAGAUCUGGAAAAUCAUCAAAGGAAGAUGAAGGAUGAUGGGCUAUAUGGUUCAAUUCUGAAAUGUGCUAAGCAUCAUGCAAUUGUGGAUAUUAGAAAUGGUAUAGGUAGACCUCACAACCUGAAAUCAGGUGUCAUUUAUGUU
Entrophospora candida is the source of this 1824-nucleotide messenger RNA. NCBI's taxonomy places the organism in Eukaryota, Fungi, Glomeromycota, Glomeromycetes, Entrophosporales, Entrophosporaceae. The record is from the annotation of a GenBank genome assembly.